AUGCUGAGGUUGCUCCUGGUGCUGGUGCUGGGAUCUGGACUCCCACAGGACGUCUGCGCAGGUCUCGAUCCUGCUCCCGUCCAGACCCAGGUGCUGCACCAGCUGAGCAUCAUGGGAAACCAGGUGGCCCUUCUGGUGGAGAAUCAUCAGGCUCUUCUUCUGCAGACUUCGCGAAUCGCCACAAACCUACAAGAAGUGACCCGCAAAGCCCCGCCCCCUCCACUGGACGUGUCACUCAAGAGCCGUGAUGUCCAAUAG
Messenger RNA from Knipowitschia caucasica, 258 nucleotides. The record is from the annotation of a GenBank genome assembly. Lineage: Eukaryota; Metazoa; Chordata; Actinopteri; Gobiiformes; Gobiidae.